Triticum turgidum subsp. durum (durum wheat) is the source of this 1254-nucleotide messenger RNA. NCBI's taxonomy places the organism in Eukaryota, Viridiplantae, Streptophyta, Magnoliopsida, Poales, Poaceae. The record is from the annotation of a GenBank genome assembly.
AUGCUCCCCGCCGACGUCGCCAACCGCCAGGCCUGCAGGCGGGCCGUCUACAGCGGCGCCUGCGCCCUCACCCUCCCCAUGAAGACGCUCUGGCUCGUCGUCUACAUCGCCGACGCCGUCCUCGUCUUCCUCGUCAUCCCCUUCGCCAUGUUCUACUACGAGGGCGACCAGGACAAGUCCGUCGGGAAGAGGCUCAAGAGCGCCCUCAUCUGGGUCGUCGCCUCCGCCGUCGUCUGCGGCCUCGUCCUCGGCAUCCUAUACGCACUUAUUGGUAAAGUGGACUUCACUGUCAGGCACCUCUCUUCAUCUGUCCAGGCAUUUCCAAACCCAAACCAGUUCAGUGCAUUCACAAGUGGCCAACCUUGCAUCGCCCCAUUGACCCGCCAGUGUUCAGCUAAUACUGCACCUCCUAACUCCCAAACAACUUGGACAAUGCGCGCUACAUUCCCCGAAUACGUGGUUGCCCUUGCUACCAUUGUUGGAUCUGUGCUCUUCACAAUAUUUGGUGGUGUUGGCAUUGCUUGCCUUCCAUUGAGUCUUAUAUUCUCGUUUGUCCGGCGUCCAAAGGCUGUCAUCACACGCUCACAGUAUAUAAAGGAAGCUACUGAAUUAGGUAAGAAGGCCAAGGAAUUGAAGAAGGCAGCGGAAGCCCUUCACCAAGAAGAGAGAAGUGGGAACAAAGGCAGAAAAUGGCGCAAAAACGUGAAGGCUGUCGAGAAGGAGUUGUUACUUUUGGAAAAUGACAUGAAUGCUCUAGAAGAGAUGUACCCUCAAGGAGAGAAGGCAGAGGCUACCUGGGCUUUUACAGUGCUUGCUUACAUUGGGAAACUCAUAUUCGGCAUUGUUGGGUUAAUUGUAUCGAUUGCUUGGGUUGCACAUAUUAUCAUAUACUUGUUGGUUGAUCCUCCUCUAUCUUCUUUCCUGAAUGAGAUCUUCAUAAAGCUGGACAGUGUUUGGGGUCUGCUUGGGACUGCUGCUUUUGCAUUCUUCUGCUUCUAUCUCCUCAUCGCAGUGAUUGCUGGGGAAAUGAUGCUUGGCCUGAAAUUAGUUUUCAUCACCAUUCACCCAAUGAAAUGGGGAGGAACUUUGAUGAAUUCGUUCCUGUUUAAUGUAGGACUGAUCCUACUCUGUUCCAUCAGGUACAAUGUUUUCCAGUACGGCUUUGUUGCCCUUGCCAUACUCACCCUCUUCUACUAUGCACUUUUUGGAUGGCGAAAGAGGAAACCGACAGGAAGAUUCCAGCUCUCAAGUUAA